GCCUGUCCCCCAACACCCAAUAUCACUGUCACUAUCGCUAUAUCCGUGUAUCAUUAUUUAUCAGCAUAUCACCAUCACUUUAUAUAAUUAUAUCGGUGUAUCAGUAUCACUAUAUCCUUGACUAUAUCAGUGUAACACUAUCAAUGUAUCAGUAUCACCAUAUCAGCGCGUCACUUACAUGUCACUUUCGGGUUUUGAACGUGGCGGUACUGGCAGGGGUCGUAGUGACACGUGACGACCAACAGAUGGCGCUCAGUUCGAGUCGUUUAGGAUGCCACAAACUCAAUAUGGACAUUGUUAUUGUCUCCUUUGUACAUUUCUAACAAUAUCUUUCGACACGUGAGUAACAAAAAGUCUCCCAGUCAGUUCAAGCCAAGUGUCCAAGGUGUGAUUCAGAAUGUCAGUAUCGUGAAGAUCGACACACAGUAUUUGGUAUUUAGUAAGAGACAGCCACUUCCUAAGAGGUAGAGAACUCAUCUUUUUGCAUCUGUUAAUUAAGGUUAUGAACAUGUCUGGAACAGGGAGUACAUCAGAGAGUCGUAAGUGUGUAUUCUGCAACCAGCAGUUCUUCACAAAGGUUGAUCUGCAGAACCAUUUUAGGCGCCAUGCAAAUGGUGAAAUUGACAUCAAAGGUUUUCCCCAAAUUCUGCAAAAGACACCAGAAAAGUUGGAAGACAAGAGUGAUGAAAAAUCCGCAAAGGACAUAGGGACCAACAGUACUGGCACCGGCAAGAAGGGAGACAAUGCUGUGUGUGAUGUUUGUGGGGAAGCCUUCCGCACAGUGUCCCUGGCCAUCUCUCACAAGUUUCGUAAACAUCCAGAGUCGGUCAUCAAGCACUACUGCCCUCACUGUGGUAUGAUGUUCCCUAUCAAGCUAAAUCGUGACAAACACCUGCUGACUCACCCAGGCACGGCACCAAAGCAGCUAUACCCAUGUCUCACCUGUGGGGUGGCUUUCUAUAACCAAAGAGCUAGAAAGUUCCACAUGGACUCGGCACAUAAAGGUGCAAUACGUAUGGUUAAUCCUAUUAAGACCCCAGCUCCUAGUCUGAAGAUAGUGCUAAAUAAUGCAGGAGAAGCACAUAGUGUAUACUACUGUCACCUGUGUGGGUGUGAGUACCAGGUGAAGUAUAAUUUGCAGAAACAUCUUGGGACACGACACACUGAAGAAGAACGUGAUGCUGUUCCAGAGGAAGUGGUCCAGUGCAACUUAUGUUCAGCUCUCUUUUACUCGAAGAGAGCGUAUGAUGCACACAGCCAUCAUCAUCGUGAGAGUGACUUAUUUGCCACCAAUGAGGAAAUGAGGCAACAAGUUGUACAAAGGAUAGAUCAAGAUUUUGACCAGCGAAGAGUUCCCUCUACUGUUGAGCGCUACCUCUCAGCCUCUGCCGUCAGUCUCAAUCGUUCUGCUACUUGGCGGAAUAUUCAAGCUGCAAGGAGGGCUCAAGUUACACAAGAGUCCCCAGUAUCAUCAGAAACAUUUAUACAGAAAGAUAUAUCAUUAUCAAAGGAUUCUUUUGUUGAAACGUCAUCAAAAGUAUCAAUGGUGCAUCACCCAGAGACUUCCUUAAAAGAAGAGGUUAAUUCUCCUCUGUUGUCAACAAGUGGACUGGGUAUGAGUGAGGAAAAUAUAGCUAAAGCAUUUGAUGAUGAUCAUGAAAAAAGGACUAUAAACAAAGGAGUCAGUAGUUUAAUACAGGGUGAGAACAUGUGUUGGGGAUCAGAGGAAAGGGUUGCCAGUAAGAAGAGGAUGCUGGAUGACCCUGAGGAGGACGAUUGUGAUAUAAGCAGCUUAGGAACUGUGAACCCAGACUCUGUUAUGUCCAACCCAAGAGUUAUGGCUGGAGAGUGCAGUAGUAGUGAUGGUAUCUUAGGAGAGUCUACAGAAGAGCGGUUAAAGGAAAGCAGUGAUGUUGUGAAGUAUAUAGACAAAGAGGAAAGGAACAGAGAGACAAACAGAAGUUCUCUUCUGUUCCACAGUGGCUGCCAUGUGGAAGGAAGAGACAGUGAUGGAAGUGACAGUGGAGAAUUGGUGGUUGAGAAAAUUGUUGGAAUGCACCGUAAUGUUCAUGGUCGAGAGUUCCUCGUUAGGUGGCGUGGAUUUGAGCCAGCAGAUGAUACGUGGGAAAGAGAGGAAUUUCUAAACUGCAAUGAACUUAUCUCAGAUUUUCUCAAGAAUAAGAAGACCAAGGCGAGUGUGCAGAGUGGUGAUAUGGCUAUUGAGUGGUAUGAUACACCCAGACACAAGAGACAGAAGGAGAGGCAAGUCGAAGAUGCUAUAGAAUAGUUCUUGUUGGCUGAAUACUGUAUGUAGAUACUUAAAAGUGUUAUUUAUCGUAAUUUCUGUUUGUAUGAACAUUCCUCUAUGAGUUAAAUGUGAAUAUGUACAGUGUUAAUUGAUAUGUAUACUGUACUGGUAUAUGUAACAAAUAUACAGUACAGUAUAUGUAUAUACAGUGAUCCCUCGGUUAACAAGUUACCUUUCAUAAGAUUCUUAACUUUGGUUAACGAGCAAUCC
This is a messenger RNA of Homarus americanus (American lobster), 2518 nucleotides long. RefSeq names its product MDS1 and EVI1 complex locus protein EVI1-A-like. The transcript has 11 exons. The record is from RefSeq and is a predicted model, not a curated record. Gene Ontology annotation, cellular component: nucleus; chromosome. NCBI's taxonomy places the organism in Eukaryota, Metazoa, Arthropoda, Malacostraca, Decapoda, Nephropidae. Gene Ontology annotation, molecular function: DNA-binding transcription factor activity, RNA polymerase II-specific; RNA polymerase II transcription regulatory region sequence-specific DNA binding; chromatin insulator sequence binding. Gene Ontology annotation, biological process: regulation of transcription by RNA polymerase II. The coding region runs from base 503 to 2287 and encodes 594 amino acids.